Messenger RNA from Acomys russatus (golden spiny mouse), 801 nucleotides. Its product is annotated as peptidyl-prolyl cis-trans isomerase A-like. Gene Ontology annotation, biological process: protein peptidyl-prolyl isomerization. Gene Ontology annotation, molecular function: peptidyl-prolyl cis-trans isomerase activity. The record is from RefSeq and is a predicted model, not a curated record. NCBI's taxonomy places the organism in Eukaryota, Metazoa, Chordata, Mammalia, Rodentia, Muridae.
AUGGUAAUAGAGAUUGACAAAUUCAACCUCAGGAAGAUUAAAGCAGACUUCUUGCAGAUAAAAGCCACGAGAAAAUAUUUACAAUGCAUCUCAGAAAUAGAGCACCAAUUACUUUAUAAAGAGCACAAGCUGUUGUCUUUGAUUGAACUUCACAUGCACUUCAUAUUUGGUACAGAAAAUGCCAAGAUACAGAUGCGAAAGGGAAAACAUCUAAUGAAAAUGAGGUCCUUGGAGGUGGGCAAAGUAGAAGUUGUAGGGAAGAAAGGGCUUUGCAGACACCACUGUCCCCUGUCGUUGCUUGCUGUAGCCGUGGUCAACCCCACCCUGUUCUUUGAUGGCGAGCCCUUAGGUUGCAUCUCCUUUGAGCUUUUUGCAGGCAAAAUUCCAAGGACAGCAGAAAACUUUCAUGCUCUGAGCACUGGAGAGAAAGGAUUUGGAUAUAAAGUCUCCUCCUUUCACAAAAUUAUUCCAGGAUUUAUAUGCCAGGGUGGUGACUUCACACACCAUAAUGGCUCUGGCGGCAGGUCCAUCUAUGGGGAGAAAUUUGAGGAUGACGACUUCAUCCUGAAGCACACAGGUCCUGGCAUCUUGUCCAUGGAAAACAAUAGACCAAACACAAGUAGUUCCCAUGGUUCCCAGUUUUUUAUCUGCACUGCCAAGACUGAGUGGCUGGGUGGCAAGCAUGUGGUCUCUGGGAAGGUGAAAGAAGGUGUGAGCAUCAUGGAAGCCAUGGAGUGUUUUGGUUCCAGGAAUGGCAAGACCAGCAAGAAGGUCACUAUUCCUGACUGCGGACAACUGUAA